Pochonia chlamydosporia 170 is the source of this 477-nucleotide messenger RNA. RefSeq lists its product as hypothetical. The record is from RefSeq and is a predicted model, not a curated record. NCBI's taxonomy places the organism in Eukaryota, Fungi, Ascomycota, Sordariomycetes, Hypocreales, Clavicipitaceae. The transcript has a single exon. The coding region runs from base 1 to 477 and encodes 158 amino acids.
AUGCAAUCUUCAUCCGGUUGGACAUGGAAGAAUUUGGUGUUCAAUUCUCCAGCCAUUUUGCCAUUCAAUGCAGAAGAAACAAGUGCGAUCAGGUGCAGAAUGUACGGUGCUCGGGUAAGCAUACUUUCACAUGGUAUGUACGGCAGCAGCGUGCCACAAGCCCCGUCACGAUUCACUUUACGCGCUGGUAUCGCCAACAGGAAUGUGCCCUGUACCCAGUUCGCGACCGACAAACACAAAGGGCGAGAUUUCAGUGCUCCCGAACUCCAAAAUGCACACCAACGCACGCGUGCCAAGACUCAAAAACUGGAUGUGGAAUGUGCGACUUCGCUCUUUGUUGCUGACGCGGCAUUGUGUUGUUCAAAGAUGAAAUCGCGGGUAACGGCUCCACGGCAAACAAAAGCCGAGCUGGCAUGCUCAGAACGGCACCGAAAAGCUACAUGUGAGUAUGUGAAGGGUUCAAGUCGGACAAACUGA